This is a messenger RNA of Labeo rohita (rohu), 1796 nucleotides long. RefSeq names its product transmembrane BAX inhibitor motif containing 4 (gene tmbim4). Gene Ontology annotation, cellular component: membrane. Bases 95 to 805 code for a protein of 236 amino acids. Lineage: Eukaryota; Metazoa; Chordata; Actinopteri; Cypriniformes; Cyprinidae. Gene Ontology annotation, biological process: negative regulation of apoptotic process. The record is from RefSeq and is a predicted model, not a curated record. The transcript is spliced from 7 exons.
UUUGAAGUACGAGAAAUCCACAGAAAGACGGAGGAGAUAGUCGCGUGAUCUCUUGUAUUUAUGUGUAAAUGAUAAGCGUUUGAUUCGAUCAAACAUGAAUCAGGAGAAGUAUCCGCGAUCAUCCAUUGAGGAUGAUUUUAAUUAUGGCACAAACGUCGCGACGGCGAGCGUCCACAUCCGGAUGGACUUCCUUCGCAAGGUGUACACCAUCCUGUCAUUGCAGAUUAUCAUCACCACUGCUGUAUCUGCCGUUUUCAUGCUCUGUAACCCUAUUAAAAACUUUGUGCAUGAAAGUCCCUCUCUGGUGUUGAUAUCUGCUAUCGGGUCCCUUAUUCUGCUUCUUGCCUUGGCUGUGUACCGUCACCAGCAUCCUGUCAAUCUUUAUUUGCUGUUUGGGUUUACUCUGCUGGAGUCUCUGUCUGUAGCCACUGCGGUGACAUUUUAUGAGUACACCAUAGUGCUUCAGGCCUUUGUGCUCACGUCUGCUGUGUUCCUGGGUCUCACUGCCUAUACUUUCCAGUCUAAAAGAGACUUCAGCAAGCUCGGAGCCAGUCUGUUUGCUGGCCUGUGGAUCUUGAUCAUUGCAAGCUUUUUGAGGCUUUUCUUCUACAAUGACACAAUGGAGUUGGUCUUCGCUGGAGCCGGAGCUCUGCUGUUCUGCGGGUUCAUUAUUUUCGAUACCCACUUGCUGAUGCACAAGCUGUCACCGGAGGAGCACGUCCUGGCAUCCAUCAAUCUGUACCUGGACAUUGUCAACCUGUUCAUCUAUAUCCUGCGCAUCCUCGACUCCAUGAAGAAACACUGAAUGUUGUGAUGCUCCUCUUUACUUUUAGAGGUGAAUUUGGGGUGCAAUGCUGGGAGUGGUACAAAAAUAAUAUUCUUUAAUUUAAUAGACUUAAUGUAUAAUUAUGUUGGAACUGAUUAAAUAAAAAUGUGAUAUUCAUUGACCCUUCGCAAAGACCUGCCCCUCUUCACUACAGUUGUAUUUUUUCAUUUUGUAAGAAAUUAACAUUUUUGUGACUCUAAUGUAUCGUGACGGAUCACUGUAGCACUUCAGUUAAAGCGGCACGUGAACUGAUCAUCUCUUUCUCUUUACUAGCUGUAGCAUGAAAUAAACAUGAAUGAACAUCAGAAAAGUAAGAUUAUGAUUGGUCAGACCACCUGUCAAUCAGACUUCCUUGUGAAGGGUCAAUUAGUAUCCAAAUUAAGCAUUGCAGAUCUCUGCAAAAACAUUAUGGACCACAUAAAACUAAAUAUUUAUUUGAAUAAAAGUCUUUAAAAGUGAACUGAAUUGCAUUGCAGUUUUUGCAGUGUUCAGAAUUAAUUGGAAUAUGUCUGCUAUUCUUCUAUUUGGGCAUUAAUUGCAGACUCCUUGGAUUGUGUUUCAUUUUUUGUCAUUAGUUGAGAUGAUGCUUCUCAAGACACUCCUGUUGUAUUGUAAUUUCCCUUGUUUCCAAACCAGCUGCGUAUUUUUCAGCUUGCAAGGUGGUAUUUGUAAUUUAAUGGCCAAAUGUGAAUGUUACAAACUUGAUUGUAAAAUUUGUAACUUGAUCUGCUAGCUGUUGCUAAUUAGAUUCCUGUUUUUAGUUGGCUGUAGUGUGACCUGUAAUCCAUGGUGAUUUUUUUCAUAUUAAUUUAGGUGUUGUAGUGAAUCUGUGUUUAUGUUUUGGAAAAAAACUGCACAUGAAGCCUGAGACGUCUUGUUUAUUUUGGGUUUGUAUAUGAAAUAUUAAUGAUUAACUUAAAAUAUCCUAUAUUUAAAACUAUAAUAAAACCAUAAUGCAAACAUUCUGAAA